Rangifer tarandus platyrhynchus (Svalbard reindeer) is the source of this 1641-nucleotide messenger RNA. Lineage: Eukaryota; Metazoa; Chordata; Mammalia; Artiodactyla; Cervidae. The record is from the annotation of a GenBank genome assembly.
AUGGCGGAGGUGGUGAGUCCGGUGCCCGGGGCGGGGCGGAGGGAGCCAGGGGAGGUGGGUAGAGCCCGAGGCCCCCCAGUAGCCGACCCUGGCGCCGCGCUGUCUCCCCAGGGGGAGAUAAUCGAGGGCUGCCGCCUGCCCGUGCUGCGGCGGAACCAGGACAACGAAGAUGAGUGGCCACUCGCUGAGAUUCUGAGCGUGAAGGACAUCAGUGGCCGGAAGCUUUUCUACGUCCAUUACAUUGAUUUCAACAAACGCCUGGAUGAAUGGGUGACCCAUGAGCGGCUGGACCUGAAGAAGAUCCAGUUCCCCAAGAAAGAGGCCAAGACCCCCACCAAGAACGGACUUCCUGGGUCCCGACCCGGCUCACCAGAGAGAGAGGUGCCGGCCUCCGCCCAGGCCAGCGGGAAGACCUUGCCAAUCCCGGUUCAGAUCACACUCCGCUUCAACCUGCCCAAGGAGCGGGAGGCCAUUCCCGGUGGCGAGCCCGACCAGCCGCUCUCCUCCAGCUCCUGCCUGCAGCCCAACCACCGCUCAACGAAACGGAAGGUGGAGGUGGUUUCACCAGCAACUCCAGUGCCCAGCGAGACAGCCCCGGCCUCAGUUUUCCCCCAGAAUGGAUCAGCCCGGAGGGCAGUGGCAGCUCAGCCCGGGCGGAAGCGGAAAUCGAAUUGCUUGGGCACUGAUGAGGACUCCCAGGACAGCUCAGAUGGAAUCCCGUCCGCUCCUCGCAUGACUGGGAGCCUGGUAUCUGACCGGAGCCACGACGACAUCGUCACCCGGAUGAAGAACAUCGAGUGCAUCGAGCUGGGCCGGCACCGCCUCAAGCCGUGGUACUUCUCCCCGUACCCUCAGGAGCUCACCGCGCUGCCCGUCCUCUACCUCUGCGAGUUCUGUCUCAAGUAUGGCCGAAGCCUCAAGUGUCUGCAGCGUCACUUGACCAAGUGUGACCUGCGACAUCCUCCAGGCAAUGAGAUAUACCGCAAGGGUACCAUCUCCUUCUUUGAGAUCGAUGGACGUAAGAACAAGAGCUACUCCCAAAACCUGUGUCUUCUGGCUAAGUGUUUCCUCGACCACAAGACGUUAUACUAUGACACAGACCCUUUCCUCUUCUACGUCAUGACAGAGUAUGACUGCAAGGGCUUCCAUAUAGUGGGCUACUUCUCCAAGGAAAAGGAGUCCACGGAAGACUACAACGUGGCCUGCAUCCUGACCCUGCCCCCCUACCAGCGCCGGGGCUACGGCAAGCUGCUGAUCGAGUUCAGCUACGAACUCUCCAAAGUGGAAGGGAAAACGGGGACCCCCGAGAAGCCCCUCUCGGACCUUGGCCUCCUGUCCUACCGAAGCUACUGGUCCCAGACCAUCCUGGAGAUCUUGAUGGGGUUGAAGUCAGAGAGCGGGGAGAGGCCACAGAUCACCAUCAAUGAGAUCAGUGAAAUUACCAGCAUCAAGAAGGAGGAUGUCAUAUCCACUCUACAGUACCUCAACCUCAUCAACUACUACAAGGGCCAGUAUAUCCUCACCCUGUCGGAGGACAUCGUGGAUGGGCACGAACGGGCUAUGCUCAAACGGCUUCUUCGGAUCGACUCCAAGUGUCUGCACUUCACUCCCAAGGACUGGAGCAAGAGGGGAAAGUGGUGA